UCGACAAGCUAGUCUCGCGCUUUCGCGAUGUUCUAACCAUCUCACUGCCACUAAAAACAUGCGAGUCAAGCAUUCGUUCGUUGGAAAAAAAUACAUAGUGAAGCUUCUAUAGUGUUUGCACCUGCGUUAGACACGGACAAUUUUCCUGAGCAAGGAAAACGAAUUCGCUUGUUAUCUACGAUCUUCUUACGGUAAUAGAAAUGAAAGAAAAAACGAGGAUGUGAGCGAAUCCUGCAAAUAUAUUUCACUAUGCUUGGAAAUCAUUUGUAAACAGUUUGUGGAAAUAAACUGGGAAAUAUAUCAAAUCGUAAAAACUUGAGAAUAAAAUUUUUGUCAAUUAAAAAAAUGAAAUGAAAAAUAGAUUGCAAUUUAGAUUUAUCUAUUGGCAUGAAGAAGCGCAUCUUAUCUACUGUAUAGAAACCAUUCGGAUGUCUAAGCGAUCUAGACAAUCGUGCCAGGAGAAAUGAAUGCAUGUCCAGAUAAAAGAAAACAAGAAACGAACGGUAUCGGUCGCGACAUGCGGUGUCAACGACACACGAACAUGAGGGAACCGUAAGCUCUUAGGACCAUGAAAUAACUUGGAAUGCGGGAAGGGCCAUCGCGCAUAAUGAGGGUAUCUGGAAAUUCAACUUCUUAACUAUUCCCAUGAGGACGAUCGAGCUAAUUGCGCUGAUCGCCAUUUCCAGCACUCUGUUCCUCUUUUUGCACACCAGAGAGCUGCACUCGCGUUUACGAAAAAUGGAAGUUCGCCUUCAGCCUGGCGAAGACGAAAUGCUGUCAGCAAAUCAACUCUCAUCCGAAGGAGUGCAAACUGAUUCUAGUCCAAGUGGAAUCGUCCAUUAUCCAAACAGACAUCGUAUAUUCGCAAUAAAGUACAAAGAAACUGAAGUAUUGGACAUCGAUGCGCUCAACAACACGAAAAGAGCGGAUCGAAGCGUUUUGUUCUUUAAUCGCGUACCAAAAGUGGGUUCUCAGACCUUUAUGGAAUUGUUGAGGAGGUUAUCCCUGAGGAAUGGCUUCUCGUUCAACAGAGAUCGUGUACAAAGAGUCGAAACAAUACGACUUGCGCCUAUUGAACAGCUUCAACUUGCAACGAUGGUUAGCAGUUAUUCAGAACCAUCUGUUUAUAUAAAGCAUGUGUGUUUUACAAAUUUUACAGAAUUCAACCUGCCUCAGCCAAUUUACAUCAACAUAGUCCGGGAUCCUGUUGAGAGAGUGAUAUCCUGGUACUAUUACGUGCGAGCACCUUGGUAUUACGUGGAGAGAAAGCAAAUAUUUCCAGACUUACCACUGCCGGAUCCGAACUGGCUGAAGAAGGACUUCGAGUCCUGUGUACUUAAGGCGGACCGUGAAUGCAGAUACCUCGAGGGUGAGAUUCACGAGGGAAUCGGUGAUCAUCGCAGGCAAACGCUUUUUUUCUGCGGCCACAGCGAGAAAUGCACCCCGUUCAACACGAUGGGUGCCCUAGAACGAGCAAAAAUGGCAGUGGAGAAACACUACGCAGUGGUUGGUGUACUCGAGGACGUAAAUAGCACUCUCACGGUAUUGGAAAAUUAUAUACCCCGAUUUUUCCGAGGCGCCACUGACGUCUACUAUGACGAGGUGAAUGCGUUUACCAGAAUCAACCGGAAUUUCUUCAAACCACCUGUCAGCGAAGAAGUGAAAGACAUGGUGCGAAGCAAUUUCACCAGAGAAAUCGAAUUUUAUCAGUUUUGCAGACAACGAUUGUACAAACAGUUGAGAGCGUUGAAAUUGACCAAAACUACACCUUUAUUAGAAAGCAAUAGUUUGUAGAAGUGUAUAUGAAUAACUCAUCGAAUUUUCUUCUCAUGGAAGCGUCGAUUAAAAAAAAGAAAACAUAUUGAAAACGAUAGAUAAUUCGUUGAAUUUUUCAAUUUAGAAAAAAAUGUUAAAAAUAUUAAGACUUGUAUUAAUUACAAAAAUAAUUCAUCGAAUUAUCUUUCGAUACAGAUCGACAUAGGAAGAAUCUCAAAAGUAUUUAAGUGUCAAGAAACUUUGGCUUUACUUACUGAUAGAAAAUAAGAAAGAAAGAAAAAGAAAAGAAAAAUGUCAGAAUAGACAAUAACAAAUUUUAGAUAUCCAUAAAAAAAAUUCACUUACAUGGUGAAAGAAAUUAGAAAACAUUAACAAUUUAAACGAGAAUCAUAGAAGAUUAUCACAAUUUAUGAUUGUAAAAUUAAUUAGAUUGAUCGAAAUGUGAUGAAUUAACGAAUGUUCCAAUAAGCAAUAUCUUUUGUGAUUCACAAACGAAUGGAAGUGCUUUCAAUUCAUAAAUGGGACGCUUCAAUGCCGAGUGCCUAUUUUUUUAUUUUGUGAUCUUUUCCCCUGUAUAUUGUAAGACGAUGUGAUCGUCGUAUAAAAUCGUUUGAACGUGAAAUUAUAAUAUUUACGAAGAGAUGCAUGUGACAUCAAGAAUAUAUUUAUUUAUUAUUGUAAUGCGGGAUGUCAUCGGUUGUUUUGC
Apis dorsata (giant honeybee) is the source of this 2482-nucleotide messenger RNA. It is a transcript of the gene pip, whose product is annotated as heparan sulfate 2-O-sulfotransferase pipe. Gene Ontology annotation, molecular function: sulfotransferase activity. The transcript has 9 exons. Bases 646 to 1794 code for a protein of 382 amino acids. Gene Ontology annotation, cellular component: membrane. Lineage: Eukaryota; Metazoa; Arthropoda; Insecta; Hymenoptera; Apidae. The record is from RefSeq and is a predicted model, not a curated record.